Messenger RNA from Engraulis encrasicolus (European anchovy), 2881 nucleotides. It is a transcript of the gene uck1, whose product is annotated as uridine-cytidine kinase 1. The coding region runs from base 232 to 1080 and encodes 282 amino acids. Gene Ontology annotation, cellular component: cytoplasm. The record is from RefSeq and is a predicted model, not a curated record. Gene Ontology annotation, molecular function: ATP binding; ribosylnicotinamide kinase activity. NCBI's taxonomy places the organism in Eukaryota, Metazoa, Chordata, Actinopteri, Clupeiformes, Engraulidae. The transcript is spliced from 7 exons.
AAAACAUUCCCAGUGCGGGUUUUGCACGGAGUUCCAUUAUUGGAUAGAUAGCGGUACCUACUGAAACUGGGAAAACCAGCUUCUGUCGGAUUCGGCGAAUUUAUCCAAAUAUACAGCGCAAAGACGAAACCUUACUGUCUUUGUUAUUCGACUCCGUAGCAGUUCCGCCAAAGAGGAAGUAGGUCAAACAGACGUUAUUUCCAGCUGUAACGUUAGCCAACGUUAGCUAUCAUGACUUCCACCGGGCCGCUGAUGGACAUGCAGCGGCCAAGGCACCGACCUUUCCUGAUCGGUGUGAGCGGAGGGACGGCCAGUGGCAAGUCCACAGUGUGUGCGAAGAUCAUGGAGCUUUUGGGGCAGAACGAGGUAGACCAGCACCAGAGGAAGGUGGCCAUCGUCAGCCAAGACAGCUUCUACCGCGUGCUCACCCCAGAGCAGAAGGCCAAAGCACUAAAGGGCCAGUACAACUUUGACCACCCAGAUGCUUUUGACAACGCACUGAUGUAUCAGACUCUGAAGGACAUAGUGGACGGGAAGGUGGUGGAUGUUCCCACCUAUGACUUUGUUACUCAUUCCAGAUUGCCAGAGACGAUAAGAGUGUACCAUGCAGAUGUGGUGCUGUUUGAGGGCAUCCUGGUGUUCUACCACCCCCACAUCAGAGACAUGUUCCACAUGAAGCUGUUUGUAGACACCGACUCUGAUGUCCGGCUGUCCCGUCGAGUUCUUCGGGACAUGAAGAGAGGUCGAGAUCUGGAGCAGAUCCUGUCUCAGUACACCACCUUUGUCAAACCUGCCUUUGAAGAGUUCUGCCUUCCUACUAAGAAGUAUGCCGAUGUCAUCAUUCCACGUGGAGUUGACAACAUGGUGGCCAUCAAUCUCAUCGUCCAGCACAUUCAGGACAUUCUGACCGGUGACCUCUGCAAGUGGCAGAGGGGUGGGGCCAACGGCCAUGUUUAUGGGCGGGCCCUGAAGCGGGGUAUCCCAGAGGAGGAGACGGUGUCCAACGGGGACAGCAGCAGCGCACACGCUCUCGCACCUAGCAAACGACCCUUACUGGAACCCAGCACACGUCCACACUGAGGAGGGAGCCAGCAUGCAUGCAAGUACACACACACGCACACACGCGCACACACACACACACAUAGACUGGUGGGGUAUUCCUAAAAAGUGGUUCUCUAGCAAACCGGGUUACGUUAAUCUGGGCAUAGUGGCAUAGCUCUUUGAAGAGCCUAGAGUUCUCAUUUUCUUAUCUAAAUGAUGCCUGCAGGGUAUCUCUUUAAAAGGUUUACCACAUUGUGUUGGUUAACUUGGUCAGGUUUAUCACUUACUGUACCCAUUUGAUUGGAAUACCCCACUGGGCCAAGCCUAGAGUAGUAAAGCUACCUGGGUUUGGCAAGACCAUCCACAUACUGAUGUGCACACAGAGAAUGCCUGUUACUUGAGCGUAGUACACAAACACACAUUCACUGUCUUUUUAAUCACAUCAAGAAUCACUGCAUCCGUUAUCACAUAUCGUCCCUUUACAUAAUAUCACACACUUGAAGAAAAAAAACACCCGGAGUAAGGUGUAAUCUUUAUUUAUAAAAGCCUGUUCCUCCAAGGUGAGGAAGUGUUUCAUCAGCGUUGCUGAUAUGUUACUGAAAUGCCUUCAUGUGAAUGUUUCUUUGUGUCUCAGUGGAGCGCUCCCGAGUGUGUCUCGGGGUGCCUUGCCUUCUACUGUGUACAGUAGCUCCUAAUCUCUAGGAGCCAUCUCUUCUCUUUGCCAGGGCAGCUGGAAUAAAAUAGCCAGGAAUGAACAGCAGGUUGUGGUGCAGAGAACUGAAUUAACUGAACACUGGAUGAGAAUAUGCAGUGGCUCUUCUAUGGCAGGGUCACAUGAAUGAUGACACAAUAUUCUUACAGUCGGUGUGAUGUCACCUUUUUGGAGGAAAAUAAUUGCACUGGUUAGUUGAAGGUACGGAGUUAUUUAACAAAUACGCCUCAUGGUUGGUUGGCUUGUUGGCCUUGGCCCCCAAAAUGGGCGUUGCUAAGCGAAGUGACUGACAAAGAAGAAUCAGAAUCAGCAAGAAUCAGCCCAGUGUUUCCUCGAUUGGGCAUCAUCACAUGGAAUAUGACAUCAUAUGAUCAUUUGUGUCUAAAAGUUAGCAUGUCAGAUUUGUGACUGAAACGCAUGAAAUGCCUGUGAAAAGUGAUUUUGUCACCAUCAGGCGAUGUGCACCAAAUAAUGAUGUUCUGAAUCACUCUAUAUUAAGAUGAGAUUUUUUGGUUUUAAUUUCUUAUUGUGCCCACAAGGUGAAUCCUAAACAUCAUUUAUGAAAGACAAAGUAAUUGUUUAAUCAGACCCUGCCAGAAGAGAAGCAGUAUUGCACAGCGUUUAGAAAUUAUAAUGCCUUACCCAACCAAUAUUUGCUCCAGCUAAAUCAGCUUAGUAGUGAAAUCAAGUUUCAAUUGCACAGGUGACACAGCUUUUAUGAUUGUGUAGGUAAUUUCAAUGAAUUAAUGAAACUUUUACUUAUUAGUUGGAGCAAGAUUGCAGUAAGGGAUUGUAUAAUUUCUGAAACCAGAUGGCCCAACACUGGUUUUGAGGGAUGUUUGUUUGAACCCGUUCGGAAGCUGCUGGUUUUUUUUCUGGUUUGAAGCAGGGUUUUUUCCACUUCUGAGCUUCCUUUAUGUUGAGACUGAUUUUUGAUUUGUUACCUGUAACUUAUUUUCUUGUGAAAAUGUCUUGUGUACCAUCACGAUACAAACUGUUAUCAAGUAAUUUAAAAAUACUGUACAGUCUUCCAAUGGAAAAUCCAUAUGAUUGACUCGUCCAUUUUUUAAUUAUAUCAUUUCCAUUCUUUGUAAUAUAUUCACACAAAUAAAUAAAGGCUGAAAAGUA